CGACAAGAGAGUUUCAAGUAUCGGCCAAAAAACCUUCCCGGACCGGCCAGAGAACCUCAGAAACUAGAACCUUAACUUCUUCUCUGCAACUCUCUCUGUUCUACUCACAAUUCAGUGAAGUAAAAUUUGAAAACCCAUGAUGAAAUGUUGAACCUUUUCAAUUUCAAUGGCGAUUUCAAGUGUGGGUUUCGCUUGUAGAUCCUAUUUCCCUGUUCGUACUCUCCAGUCUCACUGCUUAUGGAAGAUUCGGUUCAACACUGUUGCUGCUGCAAUUGAGACAAUAGAUGACUCAGAUGGUUUCUUCACCAAGGACAGUGAUAGUCAAGACAAGGUUGCUAAUGGGACACGGGAUCGUGAGUGGAAGCGACUGAAUUCGAAAGACCUUGGAAUAAGCAGCUCAAUGAUUGCAAAAUCCACGAGAAAAGUGCUUAAUGGCCUUAAGAGCAAAGGACAUGAUGUUUACCUUGUGGGUGGCUGUGUACGGGAUCUUAUUCUGAAGCGGACACCGAAAGACUUUGAUAUACUCACCUCUGCAGAACUUAGAGAGGUGGUUCAAACUUUCCCAAGAUGUGAAAUUGUUGGAAGAAGGUUUCCUAUAUGUCACGUACACAUUGGAGAUGAUUUAGUAGAGGUCUCAAGUUUUAGUACCUCUGCACAGAAUUAUCCGAGAAAUACGAGAACUGAAUCCAAAGAAUCGAGUGGCUCAGAUGGUGAUGAGGACUGUAUCCGUUUGAAUAACUGUUUGCAACGUGAUUUCACAAUUAACGGGUUGAUGUUUGAUCCAUAUGCCAAAGUUGUAUAUGACUAUCUGGGAGGAAUGGAAGAUAUUAGAAAAGCUAAAGUUCGAACAGUGAUUCACGCUGGCACAUCUUUUCAACAGGACUGUGCUCGGAUUCUUCGUGCAAUAAGAAUUGCUGCGCGUUUAGGUUUCAGAAUGUCCAAGGAAACAGCUCAUUUUAUUAAGAACCUUUCUUUACUAGUACAAAGACUUGACAAGGGAAGGAUCUUGAUGGAAAUGAAUUACAUGUUAGCUUAUGGAUCAGCAGAAGCUUCUUUGAGACUGCUUUGGAAAUUUGGGUUACUAGAAAUUCUUCUACCAAUUCAGGCAGCAUAUCUUGCACGCAGUGGUUUCAGGAGACGUGACAAAAGGACUAACAUGCUUCUGUCUCUUUUCGCUAAUUUGGAUAAAUUGUUAGCACCUGAUAGACCUUGUCACAGCAGCUUAUGGAUAGCAAUCUUGGCGUUUCACAAAGCUCUUGCUGAUCAACCUCGAAGUCCUCUAGUGGUAGCUGCGUUUAGCCUUGCUGUUCACAACUGUGGAGAUAUUCUAGAAGCUGUGAAAAUCACAAAGAAGAUCGCUAGGCCACACGAUAAAAGCUUCUUCGAGCUAGUAGAGCCCGAGGAGAAUCUCGACUUCCAAACCCUGUUGGACGAGGUCAUGGAUCUUGAUGCAUCUAUCAAAGAUGCCUUAAACCAGAUGACUGAUGGGUAUUAUAUAUCGAAAGCUAUGUCAGCUUACCCUCAAGCACCGUAUUCCGAUUUGGUAUUUAUACCGCUGCAGUUGUACCUUAGAGCAGGCAGGAUAUUCGAUUGUGUGAAAAAAGACGAGACACACACACAAAUGGAAUUUGAGGCUAAGAAAGGAAGCAAGAUCGAGUAUGGUUCGUUAUAUUCAGGAGAUUUUCCGGAAAUUCGGCAUGUAUUUGCGAGGGUUGUGUUCGAUACUGUUUUUCCGUUAAACCUAUCUCAAGACUUGUAAAAAUCUCAUCUUUGAGUCCUUCAAAGCUUGGGACACAAGGUGGGGAAAGUAUCCAAGCUUUUGAUUUAACAGAAUCUUUUCUAGUUGACCUCCAAAAUGACAUAUUUGUCCCUAUGACUUGCGUUUGUUUCUUCACAAAUUGUGAUGGUAAAUAAGCCAACAAGUUUUUGUAUUGUAAAUAUUCGAAACGCAUACGGUAAAAACAAUGUGAUGUAAUAGUUUUUUU
Messenger RNA from Arabidopsis lyrata subsp. lyrata, 1985 nucleotides. RefSeq names its product poly(A) polymerase I. Lineage: Eukaryota; Viridiplantae; Streptophyta; Magnoliopsida; Brassicales; Brassicaceae. Gene Ontology annotation, molecular function: nucleotidyltransferase activity; RNA binding. The record is from RefSeq and is a predicted model, not a curated record. The transcript is spliced from 14 exons. Bases 167 to 1759 code for a protein of 530 amino acids. Gene Ontology annotation, biological process: RNA processing.